AUAUGGGUGUGUGUAUCUGACACUUUCGAGGCCAAGUCAAUUUUAAGGUUGAUAUUAGAAUCUCUUAACUCAACAUUGGGUGGGAUACAAAGCCAAGAUGCAUUGCUUAAAAAGCUCAUAGAACAACUGGAAAAAGAGAGAUAUUUUCUUGUGCUCGAUGAUGUGUGGAACGAAGAUCGUGAAAAAUGGAGCAAUUUGAUGACUUGUUUGUCAAAACUUCAUAGUGCCCAGGGAAGCGUCGUUAUUGUCACAACGCGCAGUGCCAUUGUUGCAUCAAUCACGAAAAAAGUACUUCCAAUAUAUGUUUUGGGAAGUCUAUUUGUUGAUGAUUGUUGGGACAUAUUGAAGAAAAGAGCAUUUCCAGAUGGUAAUGCUCCUAUUGCAAAAGAUCUAGAAACAAUUGGAAAGGAGAUUGCCAGAAAGUGUGCUGGUAUACCGUUAACGGCAAAGGUUUUGGGAAGCAUGAUGCCUUCUAAAUAUAGUAUCGAUGAAUGGUUGGAAAUUCAAAAAAGUAAGACAUGGGAAUUACCAGAAGGAGAUGAAAGAAUUAUGUCGGUUUUGAAGUUGAGUUUUGAUAAUUUGAAAUCACCUUCUUUGAAACAAUGUUUUGCAUAUUGCUCAAAGUUCAAGAAAGAUUUUGACAUGGAACAAAAAUCAAACAACUCCCUAAGUCUAUUGGCAAGCUUUAUAACCUACAAACGUUAAGAAUGGAGGAUACAAGGCAUCUUGUAACGUAUCCCAAGGAAAUGGAAAAUUUGAUCAACUUGAGGCAUGUUUAUUUCAAUUAU
Messenger RNA from Prunus avium (sweet cherry), 788 nucleotides. NCBI's taxonomy places the organism in Eukaryota, Viridiplantae, Streptophyta, Magnoliopsida, Rosales, Rosaceae. The record is from RefSeq and is a predicted model, not a curated record.